Molecule: messenger RNA, 2654 nt
Organism: Drosophila sechellia
Lineage: Eukaryota; Metazoa; Arthropoda; Insecta; Diptera; Drosophilidae
Gene: Cyp317a1
Product: Cytochrome P450 317a1
Exons: 1
Coding region: 343-1908 (521 amino acids)
Molecular function (GO): heme binding; monooxygenase activity; oxidoreductase activity, acting on paired donors, with incorporation or reduction of molecular oxygen
Source: RefSeq, a predicted model, not a curated record
UGGAGUGGGGAGCGAGUAUCGUAAAUAGUUACUUUUCACCGCAGCACUCUCAGUCGGAUCGUGCGCCUCGCUAAUGAACGUUACCACAUCGAGAACGAUUCGAGAACGCUACGGAGCGAUGCAUUAGAUCAUAGUCGGUGGCACUACCUGACGUCCGAGAGCGGGAUCGCGAUACAGCGGCCAGUGAGAGUGAGUGGGUGGCAAGAUAGCGGGCGGGCAGGAAGUGAAACGAAUAGUAAUCCCCCCACCCCACCGAGCCAGUCGAAAAAAAAAAAAAACAAAUCAGUGGUUCCGAUUCGCAGACGUGUGUGCAUGUGAUUCAGAGCAAACAAAACGUACGAAAUGCAAAACAUGUGGAUCAUUUUCCUCAUCAUCGGACUGCUGGUGCUCGGGCUGCUGGUUCUGCUAAUUAUUGCGGCGCGGUAUCAGCGAGAUUAUUGGCGCUAUCUGGACAUUCCACACGAGAGACCCAAAAAGCUAUGGCCUAUCAUUAGGCAAAUAAUGACGCAGACAUUGAGUACGGAGGCUAUGAAGGCGGAGCACUACUCGGCCAUAUACAAGAAGUUCAAGGGAAGCGGUCCCUUCUGCGGAUUCUACGCCCUGUUGCAGCCACGCGCAUUGAUCCUCGAUCGGGAGCUGAUCAGGCAGAUCAUGAUCAAGGACUUUUGGAAUUUCAAUGAUCGUGGAUUGUAUUGCAAUCAGAAGUCGGAUCCCUUGUCGGGGGAUCUGUACGCGCUGCGGGGAGAGAGCUGGAAGGAGAUGCGUCAGAAACUGGAUCCAAGUCUCGAAGGUGAUCGCGUGUCCUUGCUGUAUGACUGCCUCUACGAGGAGGCGGAACAGCUUCUCUUGACGGUCAAUAGCACCCUGAUGAGCCAGCCCCAUUCCACCGUUCACAUACAGAAGAUCAUGCGGCGUCAUGUGUUAUCUUCCCUGGCCAAAUGCGUUUUUGGCUUGAAUGCCGAACAGAGGAAAACGUAUCCUCUGGAGGACUUUGAGCAGAUGACCGAGCUGGCCUUGAACAGCCACAAACAUGGCUAUCUAAUGAACCUCAUGAUGAUCCGGUUCCCCAACUUUUGUCGAAUGUUGCGCAUGCGCCGCACGCCCAAACAGGCGGAGGAGUAUUUUAUAAAACUCCUUACGAGUAUUGUGGAGCAACGAGAGACGUCCGGAAAGCCUCAGAAGGACUACUUACAACUUUUGAUCGACGUCAAGGCACUGGAGUUCAUUACCCAUCAGUAUGAAGCGGAUAAGGAACUAGGUGCCCAUCUGCAGAACGAGUUGGCCGCCCAUGCAGUUGUCUUCUUGAAGGCGGGAUACGAGCAAACGGCCAACACUCUAUCAUAUGUACUCUAUGAACUCGCAUUGCAUCCAGAAUUGCAAGUCCGCGUGCGGGAGGAGGUCAAGAAGGCCAUCGAGCGACAUGAUGGUCACAUAACCCACGAGGGCAUCAAGUCGCUCACUUUCAUGGGUCAGGUGAUCAACGAAACACUACGAAUGCAUCCCAUAACACCGUACAUCCUACGUCGCACCUUGAAUGACUACGCAGUUCCGGAUCAUCCCAAGUACAUUCUGGUCAAGGAGCUGUUCCUCAUCAUACCCACGCACGCCAUCCAUCACGAUCCGGAUAUCUACCCGGAUCCCGAGGAAUUCAAGCCGGAUCGUUGGAGCGGACCACGGGAUUCGCUGCAGCAGCAGGGCACCUGGUUUGGAUUCGGCGUGGGUGCUCGCAGCUGCAUUGGUAUACAAUUCGCGCAGCUGCAACUGCGAUUGGCUUUGGCCCUGCUCCUAUCCGAGUAUGAAUUCUCCUUGAAUACUAGGAAGCCAUUGAUCAAUCUGGAGGAUGGUAUAGCACUAACCCUGAUGCCAUUGGGAGUCAUAGAACACGGAAACGAGGAGAGGGCGGUAUAAGUUCGCAGCUUGAGAAUGCAGGAUCACUGACAUUAGCUUUAUCUCUGGGAUAGGAAAGAUUGGUAACUUGUUUAGUUAACAAGAAAUAUAGAUAAAGCCUCUAAAAUAUUAACUAACCUUCUAUAUAUAUUAUGUGGCAUCUUUGGAAAUAUUUAAAUUUAAUUUUAAUGUUUCCGCUUCAUGCUUUAUAUGGAAAAAGCAAUUAAAGCAACUCGUUGUGCACCAAAAAGUCUAAACAAAGAGAUUUAGCUUAUGUCAGUAUCUUAAUCUUUUGCCUAAUGACGAAGAAUUUACUCUAUGAACAAAGUCUAGAAAGCAAUAUAAAACUCAGCAUAGUAACUAUCCGAAACAAUAUUAAACUAAAGUUCAGGUAGCCCAAUAGGCAGAGUCAGCAUAGAAUAGUUAAUAUUAAAACACUUGCUUUUAUUUAAGAAUUUAUUUAUUUGAGAAAACAUUUGCUUUUAAAUUAGUUUGGUUUAAUUUCUAUUAAAUUAUCCUAAAGAUGAACCCUUUGAUUUGAUUCACUGUUCGUUAGUUCUGGUUAGUAUAUAUCGUUUUUUGCAUUGUCGGUUGCUUGAUAUGGUUGGUUGGUUUGUCGGCUACUUUAUGAUCGGUAGCUCAGGCCUGUGCAGUACUUAAUUGCAUUAGUUGAUCGAUGUGUCUCAGAAUUAUUACACAGAGUUAGCUGCUACUACGAUUAGCGAUUAAAUUAGAUUUACAAAUAAAUAAAACGUACGACAAACGAA